This is a messenger RNA of Vidua chalybeata, 943 nucleotides long. Its product is annotated as keratin-associated protein 5-2-like. The transcript has a single exon. The coding region runs from base 1 to 753 and encodes 250 amino acids. The record is from RefSeq and is a predicted model, not a curated record. Lineage: Eukaryota; Metazoa; Chordata; Aves; Passeriformes; Viduidae.
AUGAUUUACUCCUCUGGAAGGGAAUCCUUCUUCAACCUCAACUCCACCUGGUACGAUCCCUCGGGCUCCUGGCUGGACACGCGGCGUACGCCCUUCCGCUACGGCUACGCCACGUGCUGCUCCUCGGGCUGCCACGGCGAGGGCGUGGAGGGCAUGAGGGGCCAUGACUACCGCCACUACGGCUACCGGCAGCCCCGCUGCGCCGAGCGCUGCCACGGCUACUCCAGCUCCACGGGCUCGUGCCACGAAGGGGGUGGCAGCUGCGUCAGGAGACCCACGUACAGCUACGGGGGCUCGGGGGGGUGCCAGGGCUACGGGAGGUCCGUGUGCUCCGAGAGGUGCCAGGGCUCCUCGGGCUCGUGCCACGGAGGGGGUGGCAGCUGCGUCAGGAGACCCACAUACAGCUACGGGGGCUCGGGGGGGUGCCAGGGCUAUGGGAGGUCCGUGUGCUCCGAGAGGUGCCACGGGCCAGCAGUGGCCCAGGGUGGGAAACCGUGCUGUGGGACAGCCGUACAGAGCAUCCCAGUGCAGAGCUGUCCCCCGCCGGUGCAGAGCAUCCCAGUGCAGAGCUGUCCCCCACAAGUGCAGACCUGUCCCUGCCCCCCCCCAGUGCAGAGCUGUCCCCCCCCGGUGCAGACCUGUCCAUGUCCAUGUCCCCCUCCGGUCCAGCAGGGCUGUGUGCCCGUGGCCAAAGGCAUCCCCCGCCAGCAGCAGAAGCAGAUCUGCAAAGUGCCAGCUCGGAAGAUGAAAUAAAGGACGUGAGGAGUGAGGGGAAGCAAAGGGAACUUGUCCCUGUCCCCCCCUGUCCUGUGUUGUCACCGAUCUCUGCUCUGUCCCUCUGCUUGUAACGCGCUCUGAAGUUGUGACCCGCUGACGCUGUGAAAUUUAAAAUGCUCUUCAUUUCACAGCAGACGUGGAGGCAAUAAAAAAAUGCUGGCUCAAA